This is a messenger RNA of Menidia menidia (Atlantic silverside), 3999 nucleotides long. NCBI's taxonomy places the organism in Eukaryota, Metazoa, Chordata, Actinopteri, Atheriniformes, Atherinopsidae. The record is from the annotation of a GenBank genome assembly.
AUGGAAUUGGUGUGGGUGGAGCACGAAUACCAGUACGAAGCCAAGGACGGGCGCCUGGUGUCCAUUAGGCCGCGCGAGAGCUACAUCCUGGUGGCCAAGACCAACGAGCACUGGUGGCACGUGCGCAGGGACCGACACAGCCGGCCCUUCUACGUCCCUGCCCGCUACGUCAGGGAGCUCUCAGCGGAUGACCGGUCCGGAACGCAGGAGAUGAGCGGGAAAACGCCAACGCGCACGCGCCCGGAGGCCCCCAGAGAGACCCACCGCUUCUCCACCUUCGGUCUGUGCCACGACGCAGUGGCCGAAAAGCCGUCGGAGCCUCCGGGGGACACGCCGGACGCCAAAGGGACCAACUUGACCCCGCUGACCCCGUCCAACGAGGCCCUCCAGCUGUACGCCAAACCCCACCCGGCGCCAAAGGCCAGAAAAGACCAGCGGCGGCCAAAAAGCCCCGAGCCAGAAGCCGAGGCUCGCCUGGAUGAUGAGGAGGACGAGUUCCCCUUACCCCCUCCUCCCAUUUACGACCUGAUUCCAGAGAUCAGCAUCACCGAAUUUGACGCUUUUCCCGAUCUGCCUGAUUUUGUCUGCCCCCCUCCUGAACCAGCAUCGAGUUUAAAUCACACAGAAGAAGCGGCUCCUCCUACGGACGAGCAGUCUAGACAGACGGACAUGAACAUGGUGGACAUGUACUCCAGGGUCUGGACAGGUCAGCAGGCCCCGCGGGGGCUGAUUCUGCCCGCGGCCGCUCAGGUACAGAAUGACAGUCUUGGGGCCGCAGUGUAUGUCAACGUAGCACAGCUUCGCCGAAGCAUCUCAGAGUCUCCCCCGUCUGCCCCUUCGCCCACUUUCCUCGACUCGGAAGAAUGGGAGGUGCACGUUGACCAGGACAGUGGACAGGAGUACUACUACCACCCCGCCACGGGGCGCACCACCUGGGACAACCCCUUUUUGAACUCCCCCGCCGGCUCGGAGCAGCUCCCCGCCGAGGAGCCCUACUCCUUCACGCCCCCCCAGUCUCCUGUGCUGUCCCCGUCCGCCUCCUCCCCCCCUGGGUGGGCCUCAGACUGGGAACAGUUGGUGGAUGAGACCAGUGGUCGCCCCUACUUCUACAACCCGAUGUCCGGGGAGACGUCCUGGGAGCCUCCGGAGCAGCAGAGCCCGUACCCCCCCCUGAUCGAGCCCAUGAGUGUGCACAGGUUCCACCAGGACGUGCCGCCUCCGUUGCCAGAGGAGGACUAUCCCCCUGAGGAUUACCCAGCUGCCCAUCAGCCGGAGGCCCACGAGGAGCCCCAGGCCGCUGGACCUCCCACGCUCCCGAAAGAGUUCACCCUCAGCCACGUGAGCCGGACCUUCAUUCCUCGGGCCACUCUCGACCGCAGCACCCCACCCGGAUGGAACCUCACCGUGGAACCCAACGGGACCUGGGUGUUCACCAGUGAACACUCCCCAGAUCAGUGGAUCAAGUCGGUGGAUGAACGGGGGAAGACUUAUUACUACCUGAGAGACGGCUCCAGAUCUAUGUGGAACCUGCCUGAGGCCCCCGGAGCUUACAGCCAGUCCAGAGUGGAGAAUGGAGUCGAGGCAGAUAAUGUGUCAAUUAUCAAAAACUGGAGGCACACCAUGGGGCCCGUUCAGUUCAGCUCCGCCCAAGAUGACGGGAGGUUUGUCCCCACUCACAGGAGAAAUACGUCAGACUACAGCAGUGACAGCUCCAGCACAGGAAAUUCUCCCGAGACGCAGCAUAACGCCGUGGGGUUUAGACCCUGGAGGAACCCCUAUUAUCUGACCUCCAGGUGGCUGCGCUAUAACGUGCAGAAUUUGGAGAAAGCUGGAAUCCUCAACAAAACAAAAGUGUGUGAGAAUGGAAAGAAAGUGAGGAAAAACUGGACUCAGACAUGGACGGUGCUGCAUGGGGGAAUGCUGACGUUCCACAAAGACCCAAAGUCUGCCGCAACAGGUGCCGCGAACAAGACCAAUCAGAUAGUUCCAGAGUUCACGGUGGAUCUUAAAGGAGCGAUGAUUGGCUGGGCCUCGAAGGACAAAUCCAGCAAAAAGAAUGUUUUAGAGCUAAAGGGAAGGAACGGUGUGGAGUUUCUGAUACAGUAUGACACGGAAAGCAUCAUCAGUGACUGGCACAAAGUCUUAAUGGACACCAUACGGCAGCUUGAAUACCAGGACCAUCAUUCAGAGGAGGAAGAGGGAAACCUUUAUGAAAAAAUCGGCAACUCGGAGCGGGAAGAGAAACCAGUAGACGGCAUUGACAAGCGAAAACCUUCAAGACCGAGUGUCGCGCCAAGUCUCAGCUCUGCAGGAGAAACGGACCCGAAGAAGGUUCGAACCAAGCUGAUGAAGUUCCUCCUGAAGCGGCCCACGCUGCAGUCAGUCAAAGAAAAAGGCUACAUUAGAGAAAAUGUGUUUGGCUGUCAUCUAGCCACGCUAUGUGCACAAGAAAAGACCACAGUGCCCAGUUUUGUGGAGAAAUGUGUGAAAGCAGUGGAGAGGAGAGGCUUGGACAUUGAUGGCCUGUACAGGGUCAGCGGGAACCUGGCUGUCAUACAGAAGCUACGCUUCAAGGCCGACCACGAGGAGCUGGACCUGGAGGACGGUCAGUGGGAAGACGUCCACGUUAUCACUGGAGCUCUGAAGUUGUUUUUCCGAGAGCUUCCUGAGCCUCUUUUCCCCUUCAGCCACUUCAAUAAGUUCAUCUCAGCCAUCAGAAUUCCUGAUUACAAAUUAAAGCUGUCCUGUGUUUAUGAGCUGGUCCAAUCACUUCCAGCUCCAAACCACGACACUAUGGAGCUGCUUUUUGGGCAUCUACACAGGGUCAUUCAGUGUGGGGAGGACAAUCGCAUGACUGUACAGAACGUGGCCAUAGUGUUUGGCCCCACGCUGCUCCGGCCAGAGAUGGAGUCAGCGAACAUCACCAUGCACAUGGUCUUCCAGAACCAGAUAGUGGAGUUCAUCCUUAACGAAUACGAGCGCAUCUUCCACCUCAGCUAAGGCUGCCUCCAGCGUGGACCUGAGCGAACAUACGAACACGCUGUAGUUAUUUAAAGUGCUCCAUUUACUUUUGCGGGCACAUCAGCAGCUUCAGUGCAGCGUCUAAAAUGAAGCUCGUCUCAUAGGAAUCAGUUAAAGUGGCCUUCAAGUUUAACGAGACUAGAUAAGGGAUCUUCCGGUUGUCUUUGCUGAGAAUCUUCAACGCAUGUUUAACCACUAUCUUGUAUUUUCGCUUUAGGAGGCUCACGCUGUUAAAAUGUUGUUUGACAGUAUUGUACGAUUGUCGAGCCACUCAAGUGAAGACUGAUGUGGUCUGGUUAUGUGUGUCUUUGCUGAGCUGAGCUUGUUUCUUGGGUGAAAGGACUGCUUCAUAUUGUUUUUAUUCUUGGAGACAUUAGCUGUUUAUUCCUCUGCUCGUUGAUAUUUAAUUUUGUUUAAUUUCUCCAAAUUUCUGUGACAGUAGAGGUCAAACCUGAAUGAAUGCAUUAAUGCUGUUUUAAACAAAUGAUGAGUGAUUGCUCUUUAACUUUAUCUCAAAGCAUGGAAAGACUUAAUUGUUUCUUUGAAUUUGCACCAUAUCACUUAUUAAGUAAUUGAGAUUAAUUUCUAAUAUUGUAUUUUUUUCAUUCUCUGUCUCCCUUUUACCCACAUUUUUUGUUGUAAUAUAGAAUUGUGUAAUAUAAGAAUAUUAAUACCGACAUCUGACUCUGGAUUAGAUAAUGAGAUGGUAGAGUACUUGUGCAGUCUGUAGAUAUUUUUCUUAGAGUUCUAAAAUACAUUUUUCAAUCAUUCUGUAGCAGAAGGGGCUAUAAUAAAAGUAGAAUUAUGAACAAGCAAUUCUCUCUUUUUGUGACAGUUGAAAAUGAGAUUAACCUGACAAUAUACCAGAGGUGGAUGUUACAAUAAAUGUAUGAACUGUAAAUAGUAAUGGAUGGCAUAUUUAUGCUGAAAGUUGGUGGAAAUGCACAAAAUCUUCCUUAAUAAAAUAACUUUGUUAAA